This is a messenger RNA of Hevea brasiliensis (rubber tree), 3019 nucleotides long. RefSeq lists its product as uncharacterized. Lineage: Eukaryota; Viridiplantae; Streptophyta; Magnoliopsida; Malpighiales; Euphorbiaceae. The coding region runs from base 1189 to 2778 and encodes 529 amino acids. The transcript has 10 exons. The record is from RefSeq and is a predicted model, not a curated record.
UACCUGAAGUGGGGGAGCAGAAAUGCAGGUGGUGGAAGGUGGAAGAAACGGUAAACAAGGCGCAAUUAUGAAAAAGUGGACAUUUGGGCUUAUUUAUGUUAGCUGGUGUGUCCCCAUUUGAGAAGAUUUUUCAAGUACCAUCUCCAGCUGUAGCCUGCAGGCUAAUAUAAUCAAAACUCUUGGAUCAAAUUUAUCAUCACUUCUAUUAAAUAGGAUGUUUUCCUUCUGAAUUUGUUUUGACAUUGUUUAACAUGCUGUGCCCGUAGACCCUCCGUUUUUAUUACUAAGUUGAAAUUUGAUCUGCAUUGGUUUUUUAUUCUAGGAAUCAUGACAGAAGAUUUUUUUUUUUUGGUAGUAUUCUUAAGAAGAAGGUGAUAGAGGCGGGGGAUUUAAUUGGUGGGCUAAAAACCCUGCACCUUUUUCUGUAAAGUCGCAAUCAUAACUGUUUACUUUCCCCCACCUAAUCUAAUGAUAUGAUUUCUCUUAUUCCUCUUUAUAGUUUUUCAUUGCUCAACAUUAUUAUUUAUUUUCUAGAAGAGAUUAGCACUGGUUUUUGCUCUCCCACUGUCAUCACUCAUCAGCUCAGUGACUCUCAUAAUUGCUGUAUUUAAUGUCCAAUUCCACCCUUGUUGUUGGAUUGUCCCCACUCUCUCAAGGAUAUUGUCCCUUUCCCAGCAAAUAAAAAUUCACCUACCCCAGUCUCAGUGUGGGCCAUUUCUCUCUCUGUUCCUUAAUUUAACCUGUUAUUAUUAUUUAGAUUAACAGUAUGAAUUCUUUGUUGAUAGAGUAUUUGUUUUUCUUGCAUCCUUAAGUGUAUUUGUAGUUGUGCAAGUAGUAUGGUAUUUGGUCCGUUGUUUUCGUACUCUCUGAUUUUACUGCCAAAUGUCGGCUUCUUGAGUUGUUGUUCACCACUUAUUCAUCCCCCUUCCAAGCAGAUUUAUGAUGAUGGUGAUACAGCUUUUCCAUGCUCUCUUUACUUUUUCAUUUCUUUUAACUUUGGUUGGAGAGGUUGAAGUUUAAUAGCUUUACGUAUCUAAUACCGUUUUUGGUUUUUCUUUUAUACUUUUAGAGUUCAGAUUAGAUGUGGGCUCAUCCUGUACUUUUUCGCUUCUCUGUCUUUCUUGCCUAUUUCUUGGUGCUAAGUAAACUAUUUUUAGAAGAUUUCAUGUGACAAAACAGGAACACAAGAUGUCUGGCGCAAAUUGCCGGUCUCCCUAUUCUUCUUUUCCUCCUUUUCCGUACCUGAGUUCCCCAAGGGUUUCAGACAAUGAAAUGCUCGAUAAUAUCCUCAAUAUGUCUCCUAAUUUCUCUGCUUAUCCAAAUUCUAUUAUAAAGUCAGAGAACAUGCUCUCUUGCGAGGCUUCCCUGAAUCGGAACUCUAAGAAUACAUCUUCUGAUGCACUGAGGAAGGAGAUUGCCACACUUGAAGCUGAAAUAUUGCAUUUGGAGCGGUAUGUUCUGUCGCUUUACCGAACAGCUUUUGAAGAGAACCUGCCUGCCAUAUCAAAUGUCCCUAAAAACCAUUUGCAAUACGAGAAAGGAUCACCAUCAAAAGUUGGAGCAAAUCAAUCACUUUUUAAUUUAAGGUCAUAUAUAGAAAAUAGCAAUUUCAUUGAUCAUGAUCAAACUUCCCCUGCACAUGGCUGGGCCACUUCAGAUGAUCAGAGUUGCACUGCUAGCAUACAUUCAACAUCAACAGCGGACCAGAAGAAUGCUGAUUCUGGUCGUCGCAGCCUUGCAGAUCACCUCGGUGCUUCUUGCUUAGUCAACAGCCUUAAUACUCCGGAUGUACUAUCUGAAUACAUAUUGAAAUGCAUAUCUUCUAUUUACUGCAAACUUGCCAAUCGCCCUAAGUCCCAUGGGGGCUUGUCAUCUUCUCCUCCUUCAUCUUUGUCAUCCUCAAGUAUGUUUUCUUCCCACAAUCCUUCUGAUAAUUCGAGUCCACAACACAGUGAGGAUGCUAUAGUGCAUCGUCAAGGGUUGAAAGAAGACGGUGGUCCAUAUUCUGGAAUAGUGGAAGUUAUGAAGAUAUGUUUCAAUGAUGAUAGUUCCAAUUAUGCUGCUCUAAUGCUAAAAAAUUUCAGGUCAUUGGUUCGAAGUCUUGAGAAGGUGGAUCCAAGGAAGAUGAAGCGUGAAGAGAAGCUUGUUUUCUGGAUUAACAUUCAUAAUGCAUUGGUCAUGCAUGCUUAUUUAGCAUAUGGAACUCAUAAUCGGGUAAAAGGUGCCUCCAUUUUGAAGGCAUCAUAUAACAUUGGCGGACAUUGUGUAAAUGCCUGUGUGAUACAAAACUCCAUUCUUCGAAUUCGGUCACACUACUCAGAACCGUGGCUACAAACACUGUUUUCUCCAGGAAGGAAAUCUAAGACAGGGAGCACUAGUCAUGUCUAUGUCUUGGAAUACCCAGAACCACUUGUUCAUUUUGCACUUUGUUCAGGGGCAUACUCUGACCCUGUGGUUCGAGUUUACACAGCAAAGAAUAUAUUUCAGGAUUUGAAGCUUGCAAAAGAAGAAUUCGUUCAAGCUAGUGUCUACAUUCAUAAGGAGGCAAAGAUUUUCCUACCAAAAAUCCUUUCUUUCUAUGCGAAGGAUAUGUCAAUGGAUAUGUAUGGGCUAUUGAAGGCAAUAAGUGGGAGUCUUACAAAAGCACAACAGAAAACUGUAAGUAAAUGCAUGAAGAGAAAAGUGGACAAGUACAUCCAUUGGUUACCACAAAUUUCAUCCUUUGGGUAUGCGAUCCAUGGGGAAUUAGCCAAAGGAUUUGAGGCACGAUCUCUUUAAUUCAUACAGGAUCUUUGAAAAAUAGUAAGGGUUAAAUCUAAGCUGUACAGAAGUAAUGGAAUGGCUUUCAGUAUCUUCAAGGAAAUGCAAGUUAAAGAACAAAAUUUUCGCAGCUGUAUAUGUUGUUGUGGCUUGUGAUGUACCUACUGCCAAGUGUCUGAAACUGAAAGAAUAAUAUUAUUUGAAAUGUUUUUAUGAUUACUUGGCUUUAUACAAAAUAAAAUUAUUUUUUUAUGGGAAA